Molecule: messenger RNA, 2121 nt
Organism: Trichoderma asperellum CBS 433.97
Lineage: Eukaryota; Fungi; Ascomycota; Sordariomycetes; Hypocreales; Hypocreaceae
Source: RefSeq, a predicted model, not a curated record
AUGAAUAACUCCAGCAGCGACAACAAUAACAAUAACAAUGGCGGCGGCGGCAACAACAACGCCGAUUUUGUCGUGGCCGCCGUGGCUUUGGUGGUGUCUGUCGUGGCACUGCUGGCUACGUUCAUGCAAGUGCUGCAGCAGUACUAUGCGUCCGCUCAGGGCUAUUCCCUCUGCAAUGAAAAGGUCAUGGGCGGCUGGGCCAAAACUAAGACGAGACGAUUUCGGCUAGAUGAACUGCGAUUUGAGGUCCAGUUCGAUGUGCCUGUCAUAUUCGUGUCGCCGCCAACAAAUAAGCAUGGACCCGUCGUAGGGGCUGACAUCUACUAUCUGGAUGGCAGCGAGAAGUCCCAGAAAGAUACAAACACGACUUCAAAAUUGGAUCUACGCAAAGCAUACCAUGAUAGAUCCAGAAAAGAACAGAUUCACACCUCUGACAAUGAAAUCGCCGCAUGGUAUGUUCUGCUCUUCGCUGCUCAGCGCAUGGAGGCCGAGUCGCGAGAGUGGCAAGAGGACGAAUUCAAGGAUUUUGGGCCUCCAAGCGAUCUUUUCCCGCCCAAACCACCAGCACUGGCAAGUCACCACACUCUAACAGUUGCUGUCCAGCGCAAACGCAAGAGCUGGGAUACUAUGCCCAUCUCCGUCAACAAGCCAUAUGCCACCACUACCAUGUGCCACUUGAUAGAGAUGAUGGCGGCCAUCGGGGUAUACUGGAAGGAAUUUGAUCGCAAGCGUGAUCGUUACUGGGGCGAAGGAAACGGUUUCUUGAUCCUGGGCGAAAGGCUUAGUGACCCCGGGCUCAUGUUCUCGUUCCAAGUCAAUGGCCAAUGCACCUUUAAGCGAAACCGCGUCGUCCCCGUUGACGAGAUCAAGGAACUGUGCUUCGGCUAUGUUCCCACCGUCUAUCGUGAAAAGGAUGAUCAGCGGCGUUUGAAACCUCCAAGCGAUGAGCAGCAAAAUCUUACCACCCUCUUGAUGGGCAACUCGCGAGAAAUUUCAGAGACUUUGACUGCUAUCGGCUGUAACAACAAUACAACUAGAGUCUUUUUAGAGGAAGGGAGAAGAACAUCUCACCUCUUUCCUAUAUCCUUUGAGAUUCUCGGCAUGCUAAGUCGGAUAUUCCAUAUCGAGGGUAGCAACUUUACUUUCCUCCCCAAUCCAACACCACACAGCUGGGACAAGAGAUCAGUUUCCUUGCCCAGGAUGCUAGCGGCUUUCUUUUCAAAGACACAGCCUGGAGGAGGAGAACAUAAUUCUCUAGUCAUCACGCGGUAUAGGAGGCAUAUUACUGAAAUAUUAAACUAUCAGGCCGAGGAAAAGGAGGAAAAGGCUCUUGAUAGAUGGCUCCUCUUGAAAUCACUGCACGCCGCUGUGGAUGACACUGAUGAAGUUCUCACGGCGAGAACCAAAUUGCAGAGGCAUAACGGUCACGGUGCCGAAGGCGAUUCGGAGAAGUCUCACGAUCAACAUGAAUUGCACGAUCAACCUUCAGACGCAGAGAGGCACGAUAGCCGGCGGGAGCUCGUUCAAGACGUCUUGAGACAUCAUAUCCAAGAGGUGCUCCGACUGCUCAAUCAACAAGAAGAUCUGAAUUCGGAUGGUCAGUCUUAUCGUACGAGCGCGCGAGGACUUUCGCCGAGGCCUCGGUUAAAGGUGCCAACUCGUCCUUUUGAGGAAAUGGACGAGGCUGGGCCUGAAGAUCGACAAAAAAUCCUCAUGGACGUGUAUUUUGACAAUAUUCGUCCUGUAGUGAAGCUAAAUGCUUUAAACUCGGCUACAAACCGAAGAAGCAGCAUUGUCAAGUCGCCCCUCUCCAUCAACUCACGCCCUCAGAGCCUCGCGCGUGAGUCAAUCUUCAAGAGCAGAGAGCGUUCGCCUUCAACGCGAGGGAACCAUGUAGAGUUUGCCGAGGGAAAACCAAAGAUUUCUGUGACGGUUGAAGAAGCCCCAGAAGUCACCUACGAAGGCUCACUGGCGGAUUUAGAAGUUUCGCAUGACGACAUUUGGUGCACGCUCGUUUUCCGCAUGAUCUGCUGGCUGAUGCUGCACAAUUUCAACAAGAAAGACGUCCAGCUGCCCAAGAGCGAGCUCCUGGGAAGUCGAAUGCCUGUUUACAUCUCAUAA